Messenger RNA from Cooperia oncophora, 405 nucleotides. The record is from the annotation of a GenBank genome assembly. Lineage: Eukaryota; Metazoa; Nematoda; Chromadorea; Rhabditida; Trichostrongylidae.
AUGGGUACAGGAGACAUGCCACGAGUACGCCUUCGAAAUACGGAACCACUCAAUCGUGUUUCAAUUUCUGCCCGGUUCAUACAAUUUAUCACAGGCGGUGAUACUUGGACUAUUCAUCAUCUCAGAACGUUCGUCAUCACGUUUUUCAGUUUUGCUCUGAUACACGCGGCCAGGAAAACGUUAUCCACUGUGAAGCCAUCUAUGAUUGCGACAUGGACUCAUGGUACUUCUACCAAACCUCCGCUUUUUCCUACCGAUCAAGCAGCAUCUGAGUUUCUUGCAAUGCUGGACGGUGGAUUCCUUUUCGCAUACUCUGUGGGUCUGUUUGGAGGUGGUAUACUGGGAGAUCGUUACAAUCCUCGUGUUGUUUAUCGAUUGGAAUGUGGUUAUCAGCGAUUGCAGUGA